This is a messenger RNA of Drosophila yakuba, 2736 nucleotides long. RefSeq names its product probable cytochrome P450 317a1 (gene Cyp317a1). The transcript has a single exon. The record is from RefSeq and is a predicted model, not a curated record. Bases 356 to 1921 code for a protein of 521 amino acids. NCBI's taxonomy places the organism in Eukaryota, Metazoa, Arthropoda, Insecta, Diptera, Drosophilidae. Gene Ontology annotation, molecular function: heme binding; monooxygenase activity; iron ion binding.
UCUCCGCAGCACUCUCAGUCGGAUCGUGCGCCUCGCUAAUGAACGUUACCCCAUCGAGAACGUGAGUCGAGAACGAAAGUCGAGAGUCGAGAACGCUCCAGGGCUCCUGAGCGAUGCAUUAGAUCAUAGUUGGUGACUCUAGCCGACGUCCGAGAGCGGGAUCGCGAUACAGCCGGCAGUGAGAGUGAGUGGGUGGCAAGAUAGUGGGGCGGGCAGGAAGUGAAACGAAUAGUAACCCCCCUCCCUAUCCAACCAAACCCCACCAAACCCCCACCAAACAGAAAAACAAAUCAGUGGUUCCGAUUCGCAGACGUGUUGUGUGUGCAUGUGAUUCAGAGCAAACAAAGCGUACGAAAUGCAAAACAUGUGGAUCAUUUUCCUGAUCAUCGGAUUGCUGGUGCUCGGGCUGCUGGUUCUGCUAAUUAUAGCGGCGCGGUAUCAGCGAGAUUAUUGGCGCUAUCUGGACAUUCCACACGAGAGACCCAAAAAGCUAUGGCCUAUCAUUAGGCAAAUAAUGACACAGACAUUGAGUACGGAGGCCAUGAAGGCGGACCAUUACUCGGCCAUAUACAAGAAGUUCAAGGGAAGCGGUCCCUUCUGCGGAUUCUACGCUCUGCUGCAGCCACGAGCAUUGAUCCUCGAUCGUGAGCUGAUCAGGCAGAUAAUGAUCAAGGACUUCUGGAACUUCAAUGAUCGCGGAUUGUACUGCAAUCAGAAGUCGGAUCCCUUGUCGGGGGAUCUGUAUGCUUUGCGGGGUCAGAGCUGGAAGGAGAUGCGCCAGAAACUGGACCCCAGUCUCGAAGGCGAUCGCAUGUCCUUGCUGUACGACUGCCUCUUCGAGGAGGCGGAACAGCUCCUCCUAACCGUCAGCAGCACCCUGAUGAGUCAGCCCCAUUCCGCCGUCCACAUACAGAAGAUCAUGCGGCGCUAUGUGCUCUCUUCCCUGGCCAAAUGCGUUUUUGGCUUGAAUGCCGAACAGAGGAAAACGUUUCCGCUGGAGGACUUUGAGCAGAUGACCGAGCUGGCCUUGAAUAGCCACAAACAUGGCUACCUAAUGAACCUGAUGAUGAUACGGUUCCCCAACUUUUGUCGAAUGCUGCGCAUGCGUCGUACGCCCAAACAGGCGCAGGAGUAUUUUAUCAAACUCCUCACGAGCAUUGUGGAGCAGCGAGAGACGUCCGGAAAGCGCCAGAAGGACUACUUACAGCAGUUGAUCGAUGUGAAGGCAUUGGAGUUCAUCACCCAUCAGUAUGAAUCGGAUAAGGAACUGGCAGCCCAUCUGCAGAAUGAGUUGGCCGCCCAUGCAGUUGUCUUUCUGAAGGCGGGCUACGAGCAGACGGCCAACACUCUAUCCUAUGUACUCUAUGAACUCGCAUUGCGUCCAGAGUUGCAAGUCCGCGUGAGGGAGGAGGUCAAGAAGGCCAUCGAGCGGCAUGAGGGUCACAUAACCCACGAGGGCAUCAAGUCGCUGGCCUUCAUGGGUCAGGUGAUCAACGAAACACUGCGAAUGCAUCCCAUAACACCAUACAUCCUGCGACGCACCUUGAACGACUAUGUGGUUCCGGACCAUCCCAAGUACAUGCUGGUCAAGGAGCUGUUCCUCAUCAUUCCCACGCAUGCCAUCCAUCACGAUCCGGACAUCUACCCGGAUCCGGAAGAGUUCAAGCCGGAACGCUGGAGCGGACCACGGGAUUCGCUGCAGCAGCAGGGCACCUGGUUUGGAUUCGGCGUGGGUGCACGCAGCUGCAUUGGAAUACAAUUCGCACAGCUGCAACUGCGAUUGGCCUUGGCUCUUCUCCUUUCCGAGUACGAGUUCUCCUUGAAUACCAGGAAGCCACUGAUCAACCUGGAGGAUGGUAUAGCACUAACGCUGAUGCCAUUGGGAGUUAUAGAACCCGGAAACGAGGAGAGGGCGGUCUAAGUUCGUAGCUUGAGAGUGCAAGAUCACUGACAUUAGCUUUAUCUCAGGGAUAGAAAAAAUAGGUUCGCAUUAAAUAUAUAAAUCUAAAAUGUAAACCUUCUAGAUUUUAUGUGGCAUCUUUGGAAAUCUUUUAAUUUAAUUUUGAUGUUUCCGCCUUAUGCUUUAUAUGGAAAAAGUAAUUAAAGCAACUCACUGUGUGCAAAAAAGUCGAAACAAAGAGAUUUAGCUUAUGUCAGUGUCUAAAUCUCAAUCUUUUGCCUAAUGACGAAGAAUUUACUCUAUGAACAAAGUCUAGAAAGCAAUAUAAAACUCAGCAUAGUAACUAACCAAAACAAUAUUAAACUGAAGGUCAUGAGGCCCAAUGGCACAGUCAGCAUAGAAUAGUUAAUCUUAAACACUGGCUUUUAUUUAAGAAUUUAUUUAUUUGAGAAAACAUUUUCUUUUAAAUUAGCUUGUUUAAUGCUUGUUUCUAUUAAAUACACCCGGUUCUCCUAAAGAUGAACCCUUUGAUUUGUUAAAACAUUUGUCAAUUUGAUUCACGGUUUGUUAUUUGUUGGGUUAGUAUAUAUCGUUUUUUGCAUUGUCGGUUGCUUGAUAUGGUUGAUUGGUUUGUCGGCUACUUCAAGAUCGGUAGCUCAGGCCUGUGCAGUACUUAAUUGCAUUAGUUGAUCGAUUUGUGUCUCAGAUUUGUUACGCAGAGCUUGCUGCUUUCGUCGUUGAAUCAAGAUCGAAUUAGAGUUACACUACAAAUUAGCAAUAAAAUUAGAUUUACAAAUAAAUAAAACGUACGACAAACGAAUUUUAGUUAUACAAUA